GGUUGUAUCUCUCUAGGUCAUGCCAGUCAGCAGAUGGCGAUGUGUGAAUUUAAGGCAAUGCUGUUAGUGUGACGUAUAAUCUAGUGGACGGAACGCUUCUUUCAACAGCAACAACAGUUCGUCAGCCACCUCGGUAGCUUGCUAGACAAAAUAGCCGAAACAAUAAAGCUCUUUAGACGCUUUCGUUGAUAUUAGCCACUGUGUUUUAAAACCUACUUCUGUGGUCUAGUUAGUUAUCGGAUUGAAUUCUAUAUUAAUGGUGUUGUUGUUAUUAUUCAGCUAGCGGGCUGGUUAAGUUAGCAUUAGCCUAGCUAGGUAACAUCUCCAACCAUGAGGUUACUAAGCUACUCUCCUUCUGCUAAAGAAGAGGUCUGCUGGACGGAGGAAGACGUUAUCGUGAAAAGGGAGGAGGAAGAUGAGACUGUUUCAAUACAAAAACAAGUAGAGGGUGAGGCUGUUACCGUGAAGGAAGAAGUGAACGACGUUACAGUGAAGGAAGAGAAAGAGGAUGAUGCUGUUUUUGGAGUGAAAGAGGGGGAGGGGGAGAUGACUGUCACAUCGAAAAAGGAGAAGGAAGAAGAGGAGGGAACUGGAUAUCUGCGCCUGGUUUCCCAAAUGCAUCUUAAGGCAUCCAAUAGUUCUAACGAUGAACGGGCCCUGAUUAACACUAGAGAGAGAUGUGACUAUCGUGGAUCCUCUGGGGAUGCUGAUGAGGCAGAGAAGAGUCUCUCCACAUCAGAACUCCUCAAGAAACAUCAGCAGAGACCCACAGGGAAGAAAUCUCAUUGCUGCUCUGACUGUGGGAAACGUUGCAAAUCUUUAUCAGAACUUAAAAUACACCAGCGAGUACAUACAGGAGAGAAACCUUAUAGCUGUGAUCAAUGUGGGAAGAGUUUUACUCAGUCAAGCUCCCUGAAAUCACACCAUAGAACACACACUGGAGAGAAACCUUUUGUCUGUUAUCAAUGUGGGAGGAGUUUUACUCAGCUAGGCAACCUGAUAGGACACCAGCGGGGACAUACAGGUGAGAAACCUUAUAGCUGUGAUCAAUGUGGGAAGAGUUUUACUACAUCUAGCUAUCUAACUAUACACCAGAGAACACACACCGGACAGAAACCUUAUGGCUGUGAUCAAUGUGGGAAGAGUUUUACUCAGCUGAGCAGCCUGAUAGUACACCGGCGGGGACACACAGGAGAGAAACCUUAUAGCUGUGAUCAAUGUGUGAACAGUUUUACCUCAUCUAGCUAUCUAACUAUACACCAGAGAACACACACUGGAGAAAAACCUUAUUGCUGUGAUAAAUGUGGGAAGAGUUUUACUCAGCAAAACGGCUUGAUAUCACAUCAGAGAACACACACAGGAGAGAAACAUAGCUGUGAUCAAUGUGGGAAGAGUUUUACUACAUCUAGCUAUCUAACUAUACACCAGAGAAUACACACAGGAGAUAAAUCUCAUGGCUGUGAUCACUGUGGGAAGAGUUUUAUUCGGCUACAAACCCUGAAAUCACACGAGAGAAUACACACUGGAGAGAAACCUUAUAGCUGUAAUCAAUGUGGGAAGAGUUUUACUCAGCAAAACGGCUUGAUAUCACACCAGAGAACACACACAGGAGAGAAACCUUAUAGCUGUGAUCAAUGUGGGAAGAGAUACUCUGAUAAAAGAUCUCUGAUUAAACAUCAUAAAAUACAUGAAAUUGUUUCAUGAUAUCAAUGAAAUGAUGUCACAUUGUAGAAUGUUUUAACAUUGUAGGAGUAUUUUAAUGAUGUCACAAUGUAGAACCCUAAACGUCUGUCCCCCUGUUCAGUUAAAUUGAUUUUAGCCCCAGGGGAAAAAAUCCAGGCUAUGAAUUGAAAUAGUAUUAUUUAUGAGAUUUAUCAAAAAGUGACAAACAAAAAAUGUGUUGUGUUACACUUACCACGUUGAUGACCCACUUGGAUCAAAAUGCAACACUUCAAAAUGUUUAGGUUUUCAAUAUAUCCCAAACUGUUUCUGCAUAUUGAUUAUUGAUUUGGACACGUUAAACCUGUGUUUUGACAUUGCACUAUUCCCAUUUAGCAAAAUGUAAUUGAAAAGACGUUUGGAAAUAAGACUAUGCCCAAUGUCCAAUAUAUGUUUGGUUGAAAAUGAAAGUUGAAAAGAUGUCAUUUUUUCAAUGACUUGAAAACAGUUUAAUUUCAAUGUACUUGCAGCUUAUACACCUAUAAUCAAUUUUUAUUAAAAAUCUUACAUCACCCCAGAAUUUCUUGACAACA
Oncorhynchus kisutch (coho salmon) is the source of this 2252-nucleotide messenger RNA. RefSeq names its product zinc finger protein OZF-like. The transcript has 2 exons. The coding region runs from base 331 to 1704 and encodes 457 amino acids. Gene Ontology annotation, biological process: regulation of transcription by RNA polymerase II. Lineage: Eukaryota; Metazoa; Chordata; Actinopteri; Salmoniformes; Salmonidae. Gene Ontology annotation, molecular function: RNA polymerase II cis-regulatory region sequence-specific DNA binding; DNA-binding transcription factor activity, RNA polymerase II-specific. The record is from RefSeq and is a predicted model, not a curated record.